ACUGCUCAUUUUACCUCAGAUCUGCAUCCAGUGCGGACAAACUGAAGAAUUCAGCUGAAGAUGAAUAUAAUCGCUGGUGAUAAUAAUCUGUAAUAAUCAUAGUCUAGGAGCAGGUUGAUGUAAACUCCAGACAGACAGUUUGCAGUCAGACAGACGGACGGAGGGACGGAGGGAGGACCCAGACCUCCACCAGAGCCUCCAGCUGCCUCCUCUCAGUCCGACCGGAGCAGCGGAGCUGGGCGGAUGUGUGACCGGAGGAGCCGCUCCGAGCCGCCGGUGGAUGUGAGAGCGUGAGUCCGGGCUGCGGUGGACCUGAGCCGGCCCGGUGUGGAUGGGAUUCCCGCUGCCGGAGGAGGAACCAUGCGGCUGCAGAGCUUCGUGCCGGACCCGUCGGUCCGGUCCGUCCGGUCCGUUCGCCUCCCGCCACCGCUGCUGCUGCUGCUGUUCGGGCUCUGCAGCGGAACAAGUUUCCCAACAAACAUCAACAUUGGAGGUCUUUUCCCCACCGGUUCUCAUGAGUACGAGGUGUUCCGGUUUGCUCUGGCCCAGAACCAGGACGUUCCUAAACUGGUUCCCCAGGUGGACAUGGUGGACACCAGCAGCAGCUUUGCCAUGACCUACGCCUUCUGCUCCCAGUUCUCCAAAGGCGUGUACGCCAUCAUGGGUCUGUACGACCGGAGGACCGUCAACAUGCUGAUGUCUUUCUGCGGCUCGCUCCAUGUCUGCUUCGUCACGCCGUCCUUCCCCGUCGUCACCAACAACCAGUUCGUCCUGCAGCUCCGUCCUCAGCUGCAGGAGCCUCUGAUGGCGCUGCUGGAGCACUUCUGCUGGGACCACUUCGUCUACAUGUACAGCUCUGAUUCAGGGCUGGCGGUUCUUCAGAGGAUCCUGGACACGGCGGCUGAGCGGAGCUGGCAGGUGACGUCGGUGAACCUGGACACUCUGACGGAGGUCUCCUUCAUCAAGCUGCUGGCCGACCUGGACUACAAGAAGGAGUUCCAGAUCAUCAUCGACUGUGAGCUGGAGCGCCUCAACUCCAUCAUCAACCUGAUCGCUGCUCAGAAGAGGAACCUGAAGAACUACCACUACAUCCUCAACAACCUGGGUUUCCUGGACCUGAACGUCACUGAGUUCCAGAAACUGGGUCCUAAUGUGACGGGCUUCCAGCUGAUGAACAGAACCGACCCGUUAGUUCAGAAAAUCAACCAGGAGUGGAUGGAGUUCGAUAGCAGAGACCUGAAGCUGGUCAGGAGGAGAUUAAAGUACACCGGAGCUCUGACCUAUGACGGGGUCGUCGUCAUGGCAACGGCCUUCAACAACCUGCGGCAGCAGCGAAUCGACAUCUCUCGCCGAGGCAACGCUGGAGAGUGUCUGGCCAAUCCGCCGGCUCCGUGGGGGCAGGGCAUCGACAUCCAGAGAGCCCUGCAGCAGGUCCGUCUGGACAGUCUGACGGGUCGAGUCCAGUUCGAUGAGAGAGGACAUCGGACCAACUACACCCUGACAGUGAUGGAACUGAGCCCAGUUGGACCCAGGAAGAUGGGUUACUGGAACGAGAAGCGAGGCUACGUCAACACGGCCGUCUACAAGCCGGUUCUGGAGGAGUUCCACGGUCUGCAGAACAGAACCUACGUGGUCACCACCAUCCUGGAGGCGCCGUACAUGAUGCUGAAGCCGAACCACGAGAAGCUGGAGGGGAACGAUAAAUACGAAGGGUACUGUGCAGAACUCGCCUCGGAAAUCGCCAAACAUGUGGGCUUCAGCUACCGACUGCAGCUGGUGGGCGACGGGAAGUACGGCGCCAUCGACUCCGAGACCAAGAUAUGGAACGGCAUGGUGGGAGAACUGGUGUACGGGAGCGCCGACGUGGCCGUGGCUCCGCUCACCAUCACGCUGGUCCGGGAGCAGGUUAUCGACUUCACCAAACCCUUCAUGUCUCUGGGGAUCUCCAUCAUGAUCAAGAAGCCCACCAAGUCCAAACCGGGGGUCUUCUCCUUCCUGGACCCGCUGGCCUAUGAGAUCUGGAUGUGCAUUGUGUUCGCCUACAUCGGCGUCAGCGUGGUUCUGUUCCUGGUGAGUCGCUUCAGUCCUUAUGAGUGGCAGGGAGAUGACUCAGAUGAUGAAGAUGAAACUCUGCCCUCCUCUUCCUCACGAAGACCUCCACCGACUUCAUCCUCUGAACUCACUCAGUCUCCAGGGAAUCAGAACCAGCAGAAGGAGAAGGAGGCUCCAGAACACACCAAUGACUUUGGGAUCUUCAACUCUCUGUGGUUCUCUCUGGGAGCCUUCAUGCAGCAGGGUUGUGACAUCUCGCCCAGGUCUCUGUCGGGUCGGAUCGUGGGAGGGGUUUGGUGGUUCUUCACCCUCAUCAUCAUCUCCUCGUAUACGGCCAACCUAGCAGCCUUCCUCACAGUGGAGAGGAUGGUCUCCCCCAUAGAGAGCGCAGAAGACCUGGCCAAGCAGACGGAGAUCGCCUACGGGACCCUGGAUGGAGGUUCCACCAAAGAGUUCUUCAGGCGCUCCAAGAUCGCCGUGUUUGAGAAGAUGUGGUCGUACAUGCGCGGCGCCGACCCCACGGUGUUUGUGAAGAACACCAACGAGGGCGUGGUGCGGGUCCGCAAGUCGAAGGGGAAGUACGCCUACCUGCUAGAGUCAUCCAUGAACGAGUACAUCGAGCAAAGGAAGCCCUGCGACACCAUGAAGGUGGGAGGAAACCUGGAUUCCAAGGGCUACGGAGUGGCCACGCCCAAAGGAUCUCCACUCAGAAACCCCGUUAACUUGGCAGUGUUAAAACUGAACGAGCAGGGCCUGUUGGACAAAUUGAAAAACAGAUGGUGGUAUGACAAGGGCGAGUGCGGCACCGGGGGAGGGGACUCCAAGGACAAGACGAGCGCGCUCAGUCUGAGCAACGUGGCGGGAGUGUUCUACAUCCUGAUUGGAGGGCUGGGGCUGGCCAUGAUGGUGGCUCUGGUGGAGUUCUGCUACAAGUCAAGGAUCGAGUCGAGGAGGAUGAAGGAGCUCAUCGACGCCGCCAUGAUGAGCACCACGCUGGGUGGGAUGGCGGUCGCCGGUGGAGGCGUGGCAGCCAGCGGUCUGGGAGGAGCGUCGGGACUCGGCGGUGAAAACGGAAGAGUGGUGGCUCAGGACUUCCCUAAAGCCGGAGCUCAGGGUUUACCCUGCAUGAGCAAGACGGCCGGGCUGGGACUGUCCUCCACCGGCAUGUGACCAAACCCUGCCUCCUGAUUGGACGAGGACCAGAAGGUUUCACUCCAACAGAACUCUGAGGAACAGAGAGCACCUGAACACAACACCUGGGCUGAACAAAUCCUUUUUCUACGAGCGCUGAUCUGAAGCCGCUCCUCUUCUCAAAGACCGGACCUGAGGAGGCUUUUAUUUAUGAGCACGCCUCGUCACUCCUCCUCUUUGGUCACGUUCUCACUAAACGUCACGUCGAUACGGUGGACGCUCGAGCAUGUCGGAACUUUUCUACUCACAGACGAACACCCGAUCCUGAUGGAGAUCCUCAUGGAGAUCCUGAUGGACGCUCCAAAGAUUCUCUGAUCAGGUUUUAGUGUUUGAGCAUGUAAAUUCCUGAAACCUGGAUGUAAACUAAAUGUUAGCUUCAGUGUGAAAUGUGAUGCUUGAUGGUUGUUUGGAUGGACUGAUGCUCCUCAGAUCUACACAUCAACAUGUUCUCAUCCGGUUCCUUCACGAAGAUCUUUAGGUUCCAAUCAGUAAAUUUAACAGAUUAACAAAACAUUCUGUAAAAUUUCUGGUCUGGUAGCUGAAACGAAUCAGUUAAACCAGUUAUUCCAGGAUCUGAUCUCCAGUGGACCGGACCAGUAGAACCAGUAGAACCAGUAGAACUGACAGCAGAACAACCCAUAAACAGCCACAACUCCUAGUGUUUAAACAUGUUCACAUUUAAGGAAUUAUCUUUCUACUAAACAUCAUGACCAACCUGACAUUUAUCAAGAAAAACAAGUUCAGUUUCACCAACAUUCAUCCUCAGUUUAUCAUUUCCUCUUUAAACUUCCAGAUCACAGAGUGUCUACAAAGGAACACAUUUAGACACCUGGACCUGAACCAUGGAGGAUUUACUGGAGGAUCACAACCACAAAAGUCAGAUAAAAAAAGACAAUAAACAACAAAAAAACACAAAACAAUACAAAAAUGAGACACAAAACCACAAAAAUGAAACAAACUACAUAAAAUAAAAGAGACAAAAAAUUAGAAAGUUACAAAGCAACAAAAAAAUGGACAAACAACAAAAACUAACAACUAAGACUAAGACGAACAACACAAGCGAGACAAAAAUGAGAAACAAAAACACGAGACACACAAAAAAGACAAAAAAACAGGAAAGAUAUGAGAAAAUAUUACAAAAAUAAGACACCACGAAACAAAACAGUCAAAAAAAUUAGUGACAAAAAAACGGACAAAUGACAAAAAUGAAGCAAAAAAUGACAAAAACGAGACACAAACCCACAAAGGAAAACACAAAACAACAAAAAAUAAGACAAAAACAAGCAACACAAAAAGGAAACACAAAAGGACAAAAACCUGAGACGGACGGACAGAAAAGAAUAAAAAACAACAAAAACAAGACAAAAAUAAGACACAGAAGAACAAUCUGCUAUUUUACUUUCUGAUCCAAACAACUUGUCAUGGUCUAGAAAUGAUUUUAAAUUUAUAGUUUUACUGAUUUACAAUCUGCAGUUAAUGUCUUCUCUGGAGUUUUUACACUUUGAGGACCGGCAACAGUUUAACAGGAUAGAAGCUUCAAGAUCCACUGAAAUCAGCUGUUUAUAGUAAACCCAGAUAUGGAAUUAUUAGAGUUUACAUUACACAGUAUUAUAUUAUAUUAUAUUAUAUUAUAUUAUAUUAUAUUAUAUUAUAUUAUAUUACAGACGCUGGAUAAAAAUGUGGUUCAUUUGAUUUAUUUCAUUUAAAUAAGAUCGUGAAAGUCUUCAUCCUGAUCAUGGUUCUGUUGGUUUCUGAUGCAGCUCUACUGAAAAACUUAGCUGAUUCUGGUUCUUGUCCUGGUUCUACUUCUGGCUCUGGUCUUGGUCCUGGUCCUGCUACUGGUUCUGGACGAUCAGGACUAACCCUCUGUAUGAUAUGAAUGAAACUCCUGUCUGUCUGCUUUACUUUAUCCUGGUCCAGGUCCUGGUUCUAGUCCUGGUCCUGGUCCAUCAGGACUAACCCUGAAUGAAACUUUGCUUUAUUUUAUCCGUUUAAAAUCUUUGGAUUUUAUCUGUUAUUUAAUAAAAACUCUUCAGAUCCA
This is a messenger RNA of Acanthochromis polyacanthus (spiny chromis), 5284 nucleotides long. It is a transcript of the gene gria1b, whose product is annotated as glutamate receptor, ionotropic, AMPA 1b. The coding region runs from base 361 to 3222 and encodes 953 amino acids. NCBI's taxonomy places the organism in Eukaryota, Metazoa, Chordata, Actinopteri, Pomacentridae. Gene Ontology annotation, biological process: modulation of chemical synaptic transmission; synaptic transmission, glutamatergic. Gene Ontology annotation, cellular component: plasma membrane; postsynaptic membrane; AMPA glutamate receptor complex. The transcript is spliced from 18 exons. Gene Ontology annotation, molecular function: transmitter-gated monoatomic ion channel activity involved in regulation of postsynaptic membrane potential; AMPA glutamate receptor activity. The record is from RefSeq and is a predicted model, not a curated record.